Aplosporella prunicola CBS 121167 is the source of this 512-nucleotide messenger RNA. RefSeq lists its product as uncharacterized. The record is from RefSeq and is a predicted model, not a curated record. Bases 71 to 400 code for a protein of 109 amino acids. The transcript has a single exon. Lineage: Eukaryota; Fungi; Ascomycota; Dothideomycetes; Botryosphaeriales; Aplosporellaceae.
GAGGAGGAGGAGGAGAGGGAGGAGAGGUGGAUCGAGACAAAGAGCCUUAAAAAGCGGCGGCGAUAAGCGGAUGAUGAUGAUGGUGCGUACGACUUGCGGCUCGAUGCGCCCCCAGGCAGGCACGCGAGCUCUAGCUACUCCUAGCACAGUCGUAGUCCCCUCCCUAGGUACCUGUCGACGUCGUGAUGGCAAACCCGCGGCGUCGCCCGCCUACGUCACCAGGCGGCCAACCUUUCCCCCUUGUGCUCUCGCUCCGCUAUUCCCCCAUCUCUGGCCCCACGGCCCACCUCCCGCCGCCGAUAAUGCGAUCGUCCUGCCGGGAAAUCUGCUGCGUACGCGCACGAUCCAUCUACCGUGCUCUGCCGAGAGAUGGAAAGCUUUUCGCAGUUGGGGAAGAUGACGGGCUGAUGAGACGAUUAUUUGAUAUGAGGCUGGGACGAGUGGUUGUUGUGGUUGUAGGCCGAGCGAAAAGACUAGAUGUGCAGCGGUACACAAGAGGUUUUUCAAGAUCG